GGGCAGCCCUUUGUGGUCAGUCCUCCUGGCGGCGGCAACAAAGGCCUUCAGAGGCUCCGGAAGAGUGAGGCGGGCAGACCACAAGCGAAUCUGGGGAGGGGUUGCCAGCCCACUCAGUUAACCUCUCCUGAAGAAUUCUUCCUGCCAGUGGAGUGAGUGGGUGGUGACAAUCCAUCCUAGACUCCCCUCUUCCCCAGCAAAAACAAGACUUAUUGUGGAUCCAGAAGAAGUGGGUUUCCAAUUCACCAAAGAGGAAAGUGUCCUGCUUGAUACAGGAAAGAGAGCUCUUCACUAGGAUGUUUGAUGCAAUGAUAAGCUGUGUGGGUAAGGAUCCCAAUUAGAUCACUAGAAGGGUAUUAAUGGGCUUACUCUGGACAUAACAACAUAAGAUCUUGCUGGAUCAGGCGAAAGGUCCAUGAUUCUGUUCUCACAGUGGCCAACCAGAUGCCCAAGGGAAGCUCACAAGCAGGACAUUCAAGGGGGAUACUCAUCACCUAAAGAAAACAAGAAUGUCUUCUGAGCGCAGUAAAAUCUGGCAAAAAGCACAUUGCAGAAGAUGUAUGAAAAAGAAUCCAUAUAAAUGCUUAGAAUGUGGAAAGAGCUUCAGUCAUAGUAGCUCCCUUACCGUGCAUCGAAGAACUCAUUCAGGCGAGAAACCUUAUAAAUGCUUGGAAUGUGGAAAGAGUUUCAGUCACAGUAACACCCUUACUGUGCAUCAAAGAACUCAUACAGGGGACAAACCUUAUAAAUGCUUGGAGUGCGGAAAGAGCUUCAGUCAGCAUUGCCACCUAUCUACACAUCAAAGAACUCAUACAGGGGUCCGUCCUUAUAAAUGCUUGGAGUGUGGAAAGAGCUUCAGUGAGAGUGGCACCCUUACUACACAUCAAAGGACUCAUACAGGGGACAAACCUUAUAAAUGCUUGGAGUGUGGAAAGAGUUUCAGUCGUCGUUACCACCUCACUUCACAUCAAAAAACUCAUACUGGGAACAAACCUUAUAAAUGCUUGGAGUGUGGAAAGAGCUUCAGUCACAGUCACAAUCUUUCUUCUCAUCAAAGAACUCAUUCAGGGGACAAACCUUAUAAAUGCUUGGAGUGUGGAAAGAGCUGCCGUACAAGUAGUGCCCUUAGUACACAUCAAAGAAGUCAUACAGGAGUCAAACCUUAUAAAUGCUUGGAGUGUGGAAAGAGCUUUAGUCAGAAUGGCCAUCUUAUUAAACAUCAAAGAAUUCAUACAGGGGACAAACCUUAUAAAUGCUUGGAGUGUGGAAAGAGCUUUAGUGUCAGUUACACCCUUACAGUGCAUCAAAGAAUUCAUACAGGGGCCAAAUCUUAUAAAUGCUUUGAGUGUGGAAAGAGCUUCAGUGACAGUGGCUCCCUUACUACACAUCAAAGAACUCAUACAGGGGACAAACCUUAUAAAUGCUUGGAGUGUGGAAAGAGCUUCCAUCGUAGUAACUCCCUUACUGCGCAUCAAAGAACUCAUACAGGGGACAAACCUUAUAAAUGCUUGGAGUGUGGAAAGAGCUUCAGUGAGAGUGGCACCCUUACUGGGCAUCAAAGAACUCAUACAGGGGCCAAACCUUAUAAAUGCUUGGAGUGUGGAAAGAGCUUCAGUGAGAGUGGCACCCUUACUACACAUCAAAGAACUCAUUCAGGGGACAAACCUUAUAAAUGCUUGGAGUGUGGAAAGAGCUUUAGUCAGGGUAGUUCCCUUACUGUACAUAAGAGAACUCAUACAGGGGACAAACCUUAUAAAUGCUUGCAGUGUAGAAAAAGCUUCAGAAUCAGUGGCCAUCUGACUUCGCAUCAAAGAACUCAUACAGGGGACAGAACAUGAAUGCUUGGAGUGUGGAAAGAGCUUCAGGCACAGCAGUCACCCUUUCUCACACCAAAGAACUCACACAGUGGCCAAACCUGGGACUUUUGACACCAACAAAAUUAGCCAUUUAAGGAGGGUGCUCUCCUUUGCAGGCCCUCAAAUUACUGAGGAACUCUGGCAUGUUGGCUUGUGUGUUGUUGUGUGAAACAGCAUACAUUACGUUGGAGUUAAGUUGAGCAAGAAAACGUCUUCAGAGCAUGUUAAGAGUCUUUAUUAAGACAUUAAGGCCAGAGGCUUAAGAGUAAAUACAUGUAGAGAUUCUUCAGUCACCCCCCCCCCGUUCUGGUACAUCUCUCUCCAUAGAUGAACACAAAAGACAGCCUCUCAGCUCAGAGGCAUAAUUCAGAAGAGCAACAACUCACAUAGACUCUGUUACAACUUUCCCAGCUGUUAUCAGAUGGCUACCAUAGCAACGGCCCUGGCCGUCCGUUCCCAGACAGGACAUAGACAUAACUCCCUCUUAACCACAGUUACGUCUUCACACUUGCAGGCUUCAUGGAAAACUUUGGGAAGAGGAGGAGGUUCGGAGGAAGAAUGAGUGUUGUAUUUUAACCCUCAGAUAUGUACAGGGAAAAGUACUGCAACAGCUGAGAGAUACAAAACAACAAGGGAAUCCUCUUUAGAGAGUGGUGGCACAUCUUCUGAAAUUGGGAGAGUGGUGCUGCCCUAGGGGGGACUGGGUUUCCACUUUCCUGUGUUGACAGGGGAAUAAUCUGCAGUAAAUUGAUGUUCCUAUGCCUUUUUAAAAACUUUCUCCCACAAUGGAGCAAGUAGCUCCUGAUUCAAACGGUGGUCUGGGAGCUGUUCCAUAAAUGCAGGCUGUCUAUUUCUCUUUUAGGGAUGAGGAAGGUGCUUAGCAAUGGGCUUCUGCUUCACCAUCUCUUGCUUGUAUUGUUUAUUCUAACUACCACAUUGGGAACAGAAUUUCUACCAGUGGGGUUAUGUUCUUUCACUUAGAUCUUAUUGCGGUCAACAUACAUUUUUGGGUCUCGUGUUCUUUGGUGGGCAAAUGGACCGUAUUGUCUUGUGAUCGUGGAGGUUUGUGUUGAGUCUUUGUCUUGUGACCAUGGGAUUAUUCAAGCUCACAAAGAUUCAGUGAGACACUAGUUUGGAGCUGGGCCCAAGUUCUGGGUCAGAUGUUUGUUGGAAUCUAUGAGAUGAUUGGGAUGCAAGGCCAGUUUUUGUAAUUCGUGAGCUCGGAUGGCCUUGUCUAGAUGUCCGUCUGGCCGCAUGGAUUGAAGAAUCAGAACCAAAAUUUGAAAAAUAAUGUUCAGGAGGUAGUGGAUGAAUGUUGGACCAUAUGGUCCCGGCCGCCUGUGGUUCUGACAUCCAUACAUUGAUUUGGAACGCAAAAUGAGUCAAUCGGUGAGAUGAAUUUGGUUUGAAUUUAUACUUAUAAAAUUCAAAUAAAAUUAAGAAAAUUAUUUGGGUUUGUGUAUAUACUCUGAGGGGAUUUUUGUAACUGCUGUCAGAAUAAGCCAUGUUUUGUUGUCAUUGUAGACUUUCUCUUCUGGUUUUAUCGUUUUCUGCUGUUGCUUUUGGACGCUUGGAAUGCUUAAGUAGGUGGGCUGGAGGGAGUUAAAGGGGAAAAGUUAGUUGUGCUCAUUUCUUGCUUAUAAAGGAAAUUUUUUUGCAAAGGAUUUGAAACUUUGAACUUUUAUUUGGAUUACCCUGUGAAUGUGAACGUAAAUGUGUCUAUGGGUGAACGUAAGAGAUCUAAACAAGUUUUAUUUUUCUUUCCUGUGAAAUCACCAUCAGAACCGGAGUGUGUGUGUGUGAUUGUUUCAUCAAAAGAUCAGGACUGUUUCAUAAGAAUCUGUGUUGUAGUAUUUUGUAACCUGGCUUCACUGCUAAAGGUUUUUUCUUCCUUUGCUUUGUGUGUUUAUCCCAUUAUCGCACCUUAUCGAGACACAAGUCACCCGUGUCUCAGAAAGAAGAUGAGAGCCAAUGGUCACCCAUCAUUCCCUGCAGUUGCCAAUCUACAACCCAGUUUACAAAUCCCAAGGGAGUCUGUCCAGCAAGUUAACAACAUCUGUCUGCUGAGCGGCUGUGGCUCAUCUUUAUUUGCGAUCUGGAGACAGCUGCGGGAAAGAUUGUAUGAAGUCCAAAAAUGUUUAAGAAACUUUCUAUUUUGGUCUCAUCCUCGCCAACAAAGUUGAAGGGCCAUAAAAAUGUCCAUGAAAGGCCAGUGGCGUGGCAAGCGCUCACUGGCAUCCAGAAUUUUCCUGGGGGCACACACAAAGCCUGAGAUUAAUGAUAAGGUCUCAAGAGUUUAACAAUCUGAGACCUCACCAGAAGCAGUGAACAGGUGUUUCUUUCUCUUGCGGCCGAACAAUUCCUUUUGGUCUUCAUUGUGUGAAGCAGAAGGCAGCCUGAAAAGAAAGAAGCUGCAGAAAAUUGGACUCAGAAAUUUUUUUUUGUUUUUGCUGAAAUUGUACUAUAUUGGGACAUUCUCUGAACUUCUAAAAGCAAGAUCUAUGAAUGCUUGGUCUGGGUGAGGGUGUGCAACCUGAGGAUCCGAUUAAGCGUUUGGGUGUUGCUUUUGGGAGACAUGAGUGUGUCCUCUGUUAAAUAAGUUUUGUUAAAUUGGAAAAUGUAUUUUGUUCAUUAGGCUCUAAAUUGUAUAUGUAUUGUUAUUAUUUGUGAUUACCCUGCCACUAAGUCUUACAUACAAUUAGACAAGCCAUUUUCACACUAUGUUUUCAAGGUUGAAUAGAAUGUACCAGGUCCAAAGGAGGGAUAUGUCUAUUAUCAAAAUUAAAUCGUGUUGGGAUUUAGCUAUAGAACAAGAUCCAGGAAUCUUGAAAAUAGAGGGGUUUGCAAGUCAGGAUCUUGGUGAUCCCUGAGGCAAGGCCUCAGGAAGGAAAAAAUUCAGCCUUCCCUCAGGGAUCACUUGGGAAUAUCUUAAUCAAUAAUCCAUAUGCUUAUGAAGCUAAAUGGCUUUCUUUAUAUUCAAUAUCAAAGCUGCAGUAGCUAAGCCACAAGGGAAAUGGGGAAAUAGUACACUGUGCCAGCUAGCUCCAGAAAAGGAGAAGUUGUGGUUAGAGAAAGAUUUCACAUCUGUUAAGGUACAUUUUUGACCUGGAAUCAACUAGAAUCAGAGAGAAUGAGUACGUGCCUCUGUGAAUGUACUCAUUGCAUGUGCUGGAGACCCCUCCUCGUGAGUAUGUUAAUCUCCAUAUGUGAAAAUGAAUAUGCUUUUCUGCCAUGACUACAAUGUGUGUUCAAUAAGCCUCAGGCAGAGAGACUUCCUGAGGUGAUCAGGUGACUGUCACUGGGCACUCUCUCCUGGUGGCCAUCAGUAUCUUGCAUUCCUAAUAAAAC
Rhineura floridana is the source of this 5204-nucleotide messenger RNA. RefSeq names its product zinc finger protein 135-like. Gene Ontology annotation, molecular function: DNA-binding transcription factor activity, RNA polymerase II-specific; RNA polymerase II cis-regulatory region sequence-specific DNA binding. The transcript is spliced from 3 exons. The coding region runs from base 510 to 1838 and encodes 442 amino acids. NCBI's taxonomy places the organism in Eukaryota, Metazoa, Chordata, Lepidosauria, Squamata, Rhineuridae. Gene Ontology annotation, biological process: regulation of transcription by RNA polymerase II. The record is from RefSeq and is a predicted model, not a curated record.